AGGGGGACACGAGGCUAACAUAUGAUGUGAGGACUACAUUCUCAUUGUAAUCUUGCUCAAAUCACAGGCACUCUUGCAGUUUGUUCAUUUUGAAUAUGUUUCCAUGGCUAGCUAGCUAGCUAAGAAGGCUCUCCUACUUGAUGGCACAUAAAACAUUACAACUCAGUCUCUUAUAUGGAGUAUUUGAUCAUUUGUUUAUCAUUGAUAAUUUUUGUCAUAUCGAACCAUAUAUCCAUAUUUGUCUCAGUAUUCGAUGAUAAUGAUAUCUAUAUGAUAAGAUAAGUGACGGUUAAGAUGUAUCAUUCAAUGGAGCCAUCUUCCAAUACUUUAUUACUUGCACCAUGGAAGGAUAACUAACUUGGCUUGUAUAGCAUAAAAAUUUCAUUUGAUUUUUACGUCUAGGUUGUUGAAGUUUCACCAUUUGCUAAACGUAGAAAAGGUGAAAGCUUGAUUGAUGUUCACGUACAAACCCUUUUCACCCAUACCGUAUUACAAGACAAAGACACAUAAAGAAGGGGCAAAUAAUGAAAAGGCAAUCAAAAUAUAUAUGCGGCAAAAGUGUGGUCCGAAUAAGGUCACAUAGGCAUAGUAUUAUCUAUCCAAUUCCAAUCUAUCUAUCUUCUAUCCACAUUUGCUCUAACAUCGUUCUCACCAUUUGCCACCCAUUUUUUUCAUCCCAUCAAUCAAAAUCUUUCAUCCCAAUCCAAAAGAAUUCACCUCAUUUGAUUGAAUAGUUUUACUUGUGUUGGUUCACUCAAUCGAAGGAUUAAAAGUAAAUGAAGAUUGGAGAGAGAGGCUGGGUGUGGAUGAAAAAACAUGAUGAUUAUAUAAUAGUGAUAAAUAUUGUGGUUCGAGAUCAAGAUAUUUCUCUCAUUUGUAAUUGGUUAGAGAGGAAAAUCCGUAAGAAGAAAGUCGGAUGUUGUCUGUAACCAAGUGAAUGUUGUUGUCAUAGAAUUAGAUUAGAAGUAUGGUUGAUUUUGAAAUUUGAGAAAAUUGACAAACAUUUAGAUUCAAUCAAAUCGAGAUUGGUGUUUUAAUCUCAUUUAUGUUUCAUGCGGAUUUAGAUUCUCUAGUUUCCGCGUCAACCGAUUUUGAGUUGACUCAAUCGUUCUUGAAAUAGUACGAAGAAAUAUGGGAUCGAGUGGAAACAAAUAUGGAUUGGCGAUGAUAAAUCAAAUGAUGAUCAUUCUCUUUUUUUUCCUCCACUUUCAAUUUAGUCCUAUACAGAUUUGAUUCGAUUUUAACCCAUUUUAAACUAGUUUACACAAAUGUUGCAUAAAUUUAUUACAGAAAAAAUUGUUGUUGCAUACAUUUUAAAUGCAAAUUGGACCAAUGGGUCAUACACAUAAUAACACAAUAAUAUUUUCAUUAUUGAUUCCAAAAAUUAUUUCAUUUGUAAUUUUUUUUGUGUGUAUAAUUUACAGAGAGCUUGUUGGGGUUAUGGGUUGGAUUAGUGGGGGAGAACAAGUGAAUAAGUGAUCCCUUCUGUCUCUCACACAUCUCUUUAUCUUUAAUUUAUUCCCUUCAAUAUUAUUUAUUUGUUUAUCACUUUCAGGACAAAAAGGUUUUAUGUACUUGUCAAGUGUGUUACAAAAUUCGAUCACAUGAAAACUCGGGAUGAUUAAAGAUGUUUCAAUUUUUAGGUUAUGAAAUUAUAUUACAUGGAGUUAGGGGAGCUAUGGUCUAGAGUCAAAUGGAGGGACAAAUAACUUGGCUUUUAUAGGGUCAAAUGUCACUGCAAUAUGAGCCUGAUGCUAUAUUCUUUUGAGACAAUAUUAAGAAUUAGAUACAAUACUAUCUUUCAUAAAUAAUUUCACCGAUCCUACCACAUUUGUAUUACUUUGUUGGACGUUGUGGAAGUACUAAAACGAAACUUUGAUAACAAAUUUGAAAUCAUUGUAUUGAUUGGCCAUCUUAUUAGCAUAUUGAGUCAACAUGUUUGCACGACUACUGAGCAAGAGCACAAGGUGGACGGGUUGAUAUGCAAAUUUGCAUUCACCGAAAGAUUCCAUACACAGGGUUUGUUGGUGUUAACAUUGACGACUCUGUCUACCAUUCUCCAUAUUCGAUGUGUAGGCAGCAUGAUCAAAGGAGAAAAUAUGGAGAGAAUUAUCCCGCUCUGUCCCCAUUUUCCCACAGGCAGGGGUGUGUAAAGCCUGGCAUCGUCCUAUCUUUCAUUGGCUUUCUCGGGCGUACGACCAUCUCAUUAAGGGUUUCAAAAGAAUUCAUCAAUGGCUAUAUUUUCAAUAAUAUAUGUUAUCUUAUUCAUAUUAUUCGAUAGAAAAAUCAUGUUAUCAAAAUCACUUACAUUUUUAUGUGUGUAUAUUAUUCAUUUUCUAGAACUCUAGCUUAACUUAUGGAAUUAUGUAUAAUAUUAUUGGUAGUCCAAAUCUAGAUUGAUUUUUUAAUGCACAUCAGACCUUACAGCCUAUUUCUACCAAAAAAACCAAACCUUCUCCCCUUCCCUCUCUUCCUCACAUCUCCUCUCCUCUCUCUCCCUCCCUUUCUGGUAAAUACCAAAUCGCAAUUCCAUUUUAACACAUAUAAAUACAAAUCCCAAUUGAAAUCCAGAACAGUGUCAGUAAAUUUAUAUCAAAGAAGAGAGAAAGGGAAGAAGAAGGAAGGAAGGAAAAAAAGGGGAAGAAAGAAAAGAGAAAGAGAACCAAAAAGGGGAGAGAGCCUUAGCUGCUCACACCCUCUUCUUAUUCUUUUGUUGUUGUUGUCGUGAGGCCUUCAGAUCUUGAGAUUCUCCCUCAACUCUCCCCCUCAUCUGGGUUCUCUUUCUCUUUGAUCAAUCAACCAGUUCUUUUCUGUGUUCUUCUUCCCCACACAGAAAGAAAGGGGAAACAUUAAGGAAAAAAGGAGGAAAAAACUGAAAAGCCUGCUCCUUUUGGAUAAUUGCUAUCUUAAAUUUUGGAUCUUAUUAGUUAUCACACAUUUCUUAGUCGAAGCUUUUGUCUUCCGUUCAUUUGGAUUACUGGGUGGCGAUCGGUUUCCUUUUGGCCUCAUCCUAGUUAUCGAUCAAUCGGUUAGUAGUUCGUAAAGCCUUUCUGGAUUGAAUCCAAGAGUACCCACUUGGUACAGAGACACAUCCCUGCAUAUAAAAUCUGAAAGAGCUUUUUCUGCUUGAUUUCUGCGUCAAGGUAUUCUUCAUUUCUAUCAGCAUUUUGGCGUUUCUUCGUAUGCGGAUUGCUGGGCUUUUUGGAUUGUUCCUGGUUAUAGAGAAUUGUGUGUUUUGGUUAACAGAUCCCGUUAUUUGAUUAUCAUCAGAAUUGUUGAAUUUUUAGAGACAACUGGUUUUAUUCAUGAUUUGGAAAUGGAUCUCGGAAAGCUGUUCAUUGGUGGGAUUUCAUGGGACACCAAUGAAGACCGUCUGAGAGAGUAUUUCCAGGUAUUUGGGGACGUUCUGGAAGCUGUGAUUAUGAAGGAUCGGUCCACAGGUCGAGCCCGCGGCUUCGGCUUUGUUGUCUUUGCUGAUCCUGCUGUUGCUGAGCGAGUUGUGAUGCAGAAGCACCUCAUAGAUGGUCGAAAUGUUGAGGCGAAGAAAGCCGUACCCAGGGACGAUCAGAACAUUCUGAACCGAACCAGCAACAACAGCAGCCUUCACGGAUCACCUGGUCCAACUCGGACCAAGAAAAUAUUCGUAGGAGGUUUAGCAUCGACAGUAACAGAGACCGACUUCAAGAAUUACUUCGAUCAGUUUGGAACAAUCACUGAUGUUGUUGUCAUGUACGACCACAACACUCAAAGGCCAAGAGGCUUCGGGUUCAUCACCUUUGACUCAGAAGAAGCUGUGGAUAAAGUGCUGUACAAGACAUUCCAUGAGCUCAAUGGCAAAAUGGUUGAGGUGAAACGGGCUGUUCCAAAGGAACUAUCCUCCUCUGGUCCGGCCAGGUCGAACCAGUUUGCUGGAUAUAACUAUGGAAUUACCAGAGUCAAUAGCUUCCUCAAUGGCUACUCCCCUCAGGCACACAAUCCAAAUUCUGUUGGACUUAGAAUGGAUGGUAGAUUCAUGCCAGUCACUGCAAGUCGUAGCAGCUUUUCUCCAUUCAAUAGCGGGUAUGGAUCAGGUCUAAAUUUCGAGCAAUGUCUGAGUCCAAGUUAUGGUGGCAACUCAAGCCUUGGGUCAAACAUUGGGUUCGGCCGGUUGAGUCCUUCAUACAGUGGCAAUUCGAACAGGUACUGGAGCCCCAUUGGUUAUGGAGGAGGAAACAACUCGGGCUUGAAUUCUGUUUCUCGUACUCUGUGGAGCAAUGAUAACAUUUCUCAAAAUGCAAACUCGAACGGAGGAGGUUGGAACUCGGGGCUCAGUUCCUUUUCUGGAGCUCUUUGGGAUUCCUCGGUUAAUGCAGGGCCAGGUGGUGGUUUGGGACCCGCGUAUAACAAUGUCGGUGGAGGAGAUUUUAGUGUUGGACUAGGAGGGGGAGGAUAUGGAAGAAACAGUGGGGCUGGUUUUGCGCCUGUGGCAUCGCGUGCUGCUGCUGCAAAUGGAGGUUAUGACAGGGCAGCUUAUGCUGACAUUUACGAGAAUAGUUCACUCUAUGGAGAUUCUUCCUGGAGAUCCCCAACAUCAGAGUUGUUUGAUUCUGGAAUUGGAAAUGCAGCUUCGGAUGUUAUUACUAAGAAUACUGCAGCUUAUGCUGGUGGUUAUGGCAUUGCUGAUAGACAGUCAGAUAGAGGAAUUGCUGCUUAGGAUGAAAACAAAUAUUGCUACUGUAGGUGAAAGAGUACAUCAUCAACAUUUGAAGUAAAGGUGGUACAUUACAUGUUUCGUGGACCUGAAGUUUACUUUCUUACCUAUUUUUCUUACCCCCCCCUGAUGUUUAUGUGAGGAGGAUCUUGAGAUUAGAGCUAAUCAAUUUAUCGGGUUAUCGAACAAAAUUAUGGUUAGAGAGCAGAGCAGGAGAGAACAAUUCAGUCAGGAGGAAUUUCUUGUGUAAGGUUUGAGCUUUGAGGAGGAGUUUUUUUUCUUCUUCUGUUAUCAUUUUAUUUUACUAUAUAUAGUGUUUUUAAUUUUGCUUUUCCUUCCCAACUUGGGAAUAUCUGGAACUUUUAAGAUGUAAAAUCAGGAGUUUGUGGGUAUACAUCAGAGAUACUGUAUCAAUGUUGACAGAUACAGAAGGCCACCAAAAAAAAAAAAAAGGAUAUGAACAUGAAGAACAGUAUUUUGUUUGGGUGUUUUCCUUUUUUUCUUCUCUUUUAAUUGUUUUCUUUGGGUAUUGGGUUCUUCAGGUUCUUCAUGUGGCAGCAGAAAACUGUUUAGUCCUUGUCAAGUGCGGAUUUGGAAUCUUAAUUAGGGUUUGUACAAGUUGAUUGGCUUUCACUAGUUGAGAGGGACAUUUAUUGCUUACCUUUCCCCACUUUGGAAAUAAUAAUUUUUACAGAAUACUGAUUUAUGUUCAUUUCUCCAUUUUUUUGGUUGUGGAUGGUGUUACUAAUCCAGCAUUUUCUUCCUCUGUUUUCCUAUUGGUAUACCCAAUAUUUGGAUUCCAAGUGACUUAAAGUUGGAAUGAAUUUAGGGUGAGAUGGAUGUGUUUUGAUUUCAUCUAUUAGAUAUAAGCCCUACCUAAUAAAUGUUUAUAGCUAUUUUUGGUAAAGAACUCUUAUUGUACUUCUUUAACCUCAGCAUAGGUGUGGUUUGUAAUUUUUGACUCUAGAUAUGGGUGUGUUUGAAUUAGGUAGUUUUAGCAAUUGGUUAAUUUUGUAAAUUAAAAGAAUGAGUGGAUGACAAGCUUUUAAGAGGGCAUAAAUUAAUGUGUCAACUCACUUAGAUUAGUAAGAAAGGUUAUACAAGUCGUAAUUAGUUUAUAAUUUUUCUCGAUGCGACCAAAUCUGAGCAAGACCUAUUACUUGACUAAAAUUCGACAUAUACUACCUUAAAUCACAUUAGUUGUCUUUAUUAUUAUAAGUUUGUUUUUAAUUUAAGGUGCUUACUUAAGGGAUUCUAACUUGCAACCUCCAGAUUGAAGAGUAGAAAUACCACUAGCCCACUCCAUUGUUCGCCACGCUAUGAUUUUUAUCCCUACUCAAUAACUAAUAUGAUAACGAACUUUUUCGUUGCUAAUUGUUAAUGACCAUGAGUUUUCAAUGAUAAUGUCGUAAGAGCAAGGGGUCUUUACAUGUUGAUCUGGUAGAUAAAGAUGCCAACUCCCUUUUCAAAUGUUGGUUGAAAUUUUGUGUGAUGGAUAUCAAUUUUGUGGUGCAAUUGAAACGUGCUUCAUUGUUCAUAUCAUCACACCCGUAUCUAUCUAUCUCAAUUCUACUUUUCUUGAAUAAGAUCAUCAAAGUGUGUGGCCAACCCCACCUACCUAAUAUCCUUCACGUAUUCAUAAAUAAUAGAUAGGUAAAUUGAUC
Molecule: messenger RNA, 6354 nt
Organism: Linum trigynum
Lineage: Eukaryota; Viridiplantae; Streptophyta; Magnoliopsida; Malpighiales; Linaceae
Source: the annotation of a GenBank genome assembly